Messenger RNA from Limanda limanda (common dab), 1125 nucleotides. Its product is annotated as cysteinyl leukotriene receptor 1-like. Gene Ontology annotation, cellular component: plasma membrane. Lineage: Eukaryota; Metazoa; Chordata; Actinopteri; Pleuronectiformes; Pleuronectidae. Gene Ontology annotation, molecular function: leukotriene receptor activity. Gene Ontology annotation, biological process: G protein-coupled receptor signaling pathway. Bases 25 to 1125 code for a protein of 366 amino acids. The record is from RefSeq and is a predicted model, not a curated record. The transcript has 2 exons.
CAGCAGGAGGAGGUGUAGCCACAAAUGGAGCUGCAAAACAGCACGGAGAGCAACUCCACCAACUGCUCGUCCAUAGAUGACUUCCGCAACCAGGUUUACUCCAUAUCCUACAGCAUCAUCACUUUGCUGAGCCUCACUGGGAACGGCUUAGCCCUGGUGGUGCUGAUCAAGACGAACCGCCAGAAUUCCCCCUUCCACGUCUACAUGAUUAACCUGGUUGUGGCUGAUCUGCUGUGUGUGAUGACGCUGCCACUGCGAAUCAUCUACUAUGUCAGAGGGGGCAUCUGGAGCAUGGGGACUUUCCUCUGUACCUUCAGCUCCUAUGCUCUCUAUGUAAACCUCUACUGCAGUAUCUACUUCAUGGUCGCCAUGUCGAUCACGCGUUUCCUGGCAAUUGUCUAUCCUGUGAAGAACCUGCAGCUGAUGACAGUGAACCGUGCUCGCCUGGUGUGUGCUGGCAUCUGGGUGUUUAUCUGUCUUUUAUCGUCUCCCUUCCUCAUGUCAGGUCAAUAUAUAGACACUACCACAAAUACAACCAAGUGCUUCGAUACUCGGCCGGGUGAAAUCGAUGAUAAACUCAAAGUCCUGAACUAUUUGUCUCUGGUGAUAGGCUUCGUCCUGCCAUCACUGGUGAUCCUGCUCUGCUAUGCCGGCAUUAUCAACACCUUAGUGUCUCGCUCCCGACUGUCUCGCACCCUAUCUGCUCAGCAACAGCAGCGGGCCAUGGGCGCAAAAGCCAUUCGAAUGAUUGUCAUCGUCUUGUUGACAUUCACGAUCAGCUACAUGCCUUACCACGUGCUGCGCACUGUCUACCUGUCCCGGGUUCACCCCAACUGCCAGGAGAGGAUUGAAAUGCAGAAGUCUGUCGUGGUGACACUCUGCCUGGCUGCUGCCAACACGUGCUUCGACCCACUGCUGUAUUAUUUCUCUGGAGAGGGUUGUCGCAGCAGCUUUUUCUCCUGUGCUACUCGGUCACAGCCAAAGAAUCUGAGAGAAACCACCCGAAGCCCAACCCAGCCGGUGCCAGUCAAGGCUGCGAACCCACCACCCCCGCUCCCUGUCACCUCCAUCACCAUUGACCCUCCACACCGCACCCGACACCAAGAAUACAUGUUGCUGAGCUAG